Molecule: messenger RNA, 6677 nt
Organism: Epinephelus moara (kelp grouper)
Lineage: Eukaryota; Metazoa; Chordata; Actinopteri; Perciformes; Serranidae
Gene: gng3
Product: guanine nucleotide binding protein (G protein), gamma 3
Exons: 3
Coding region: 214-441 (75 amino acids)
Biological process (GO): G protein-coupled receptor signaling pathway
Cellular component (GO): heterotrimeric G-protein complex
Molecular function (GO): G-protein beta-subunit binding
Source: RefSeq, a predicted model, not a curated record
ACACAUCUAGUGCUCAUUGUGGCAGAAUUGCAGUGCACUGGUUUGUACAGAGCAGGGUAGCAUCCAGGCUGUUGUCUGUGAGGGGUGGGGUCCGGCUACACUGAUACCACCAGACGUAAGCUUACAGAGGGACACAGAGAGGCAAGAAAAGAGAGAGAAAAAAAGAGAGAGAAGAGGGGGGAAGAUUGCACCUGAAGAGGACUAGAAUACGGGAUGAAAGGAGACACCCCAGUGAACAGCACAAUGAGCGUCGGCCAAGCCAGGAAGCUGGUGGAGCAGCUGAAGAUAGAGGCUAGUUUCUGCAGGAUAAAGGUAUCAAAGGCAGCGGCUGACCUGAUGGCGUACUGCGACGCACACUCCUGUGACGACCCCCUGAUCACCCCCGUGCCCACCUCAGAGAACCCCUUCAGGGAGAAGAAAUUCUUCUGCGCUCUGCUUUGAGCCCAAUCAGGGAUUGUUGUGAUUAACAGUACAACUGUACAGUAUGUACAUGUAUGUACAGUGUGUACAUGUACUUCUGAUCUAAAUAAGACAUCAAUGUACUAUAGUAACCUUGCAUAAAAGCUGCCGAUGUACAGUACACAAUCAACUACAAAAACGUCUCGAACUAAAUUCUUUAACUGCUAACGUCAAUGUUAAGAGGGGAAGAACAAAAAUGACUUGAAGCAAAACCCAAACAUUCAAUCAAUAAAGAGUCAGAGAUAUACCAUGUUCAAAAACAAAAGAAAUUUAAGAAACAGCUAUCACGUGGUUGAAAACACAGACAUUUCAUGCUCACAUAUGUUACAGGUAGCUGCCAAAGAGGAAACAGUCUGAGCAUCAAGUGUCUUACAAGGCUCCGACAGUCACAGGGACAGACUCGUGGAUUCUGCAGCAUUUGGCACUUUUAACUGGGAGGCCGAGGCCCCGUCUACACGUAUACAGAUAUUUUUGAACUGAUAUUUUCCUCUAUGUUUUGUCCUCUUGUCUAUACACAGACAGAGAUUUGGGUUGGGGAUUUUUAAGAACGCCUUCCAAGGUGCUGAUUUUAUCCAUGUGGACGUGUAAAUCAGAGCAUUUGGAAAACCUCAUCUCCUAAAUUGCUGCCUGCCGCUUUGCUUACAUUUUGUUAGCACUGCUUGGUCUAAUGACUACUUAACAUUUAAACUUAGUACUACUGCACCACUUCACGGAUGAACAAAGGCGUCUGCUGCGCCCAGUGUUACUUGCACCACCUAAGUAUCCGCAGGUUUAAGUAUGCCAGAAAUGAUGGUUCUGGAUCAGGCCCGGUUGAACCAGCAGGCAGUGGGACAAUUUUGAGAUUUGGUUUGUUGUCGAUAAGGACUAUAAAAAGAAGAAAUACUUUCGCAUGUUCAGAGCAUCACUCAAAUCUUUGAUUCCCCUUCGUCAAAAAUCUGUUACCGUUUCAUGACUGUUCGUCAGCCGUUAAUCAUGUUAGCCUGUCUGUUAGCAUUGCGGGUGACUUGGUUCGGCAGCUGUUUGUCAUGUCGACGACUGUUUUCGGGCUGUUGGCAACGUCGGCGAUGCUGUUAGUUGACCGUUAGCGAUAUUUGUUGUUUUUUACCGAAGUUUUCUUGUUUUGCUCCAAGAAGACUGUGUCCAAAGGAUUUACUCUACAAACUGAAAUCAAAGGGAAUCAAAAGUUAUAUAUUCUCCAGUAGGUGACCUCGCGUAGCCACGCCUAUCUACACAGUGCUAUGUCAGCGCUCGAGAAAGGUCUGGAAUCAACGCCUAUCUUUCUGCUACUGGGGAAAAAAAUGCUCUACUUUGUUUUUGUUUCUUUAAACCAAUCACAAUCGUGUCGGGCGGCACAUUGCCCAGGAUGCAGUGAUGGUGCUCUUGCAAAAUAGUGUUCUGGUUCUGAUAGAACAUUUGAAAUUAAAAUGACUCCGCAAAAGAAAACGCCACAUUUACAGUCAUACGUCAACUUUGUGAUUCAACUUAUAGUGGUAAAAAAAAGGGCUCUGGAGGAACUCACUGGACCCAUUAAAACCACAAUUUCUUGGCUGUAUGUGGCUCUAGCACAGUCAGUUUCAGAGUUUUAAAAUGCGGUAAGUCAACUCUGACCGGACUUUUCACAAAGCAGAUAAACGUCGGCCAUGAGUCCUGCGAGACAGAGUCAGAGCAUUUCCAAGGUGCUUUCACAAGUUAUUUCAUUCAUUGUUGAUCACGAUAACAAUUCACCAAAACGACAAAGCAGGCGCGCCUUUUUGCACGAUUCCAACUCUUUAUCAAAACUUGCCUUUUUCAGUGGAAAGUGUGGUUGUUUUUUCAUGGCAAAGGAGAUUUGGAAAUGGUAACAAGGAAGGGAGACUGCCGGUUGACAUCAGUGGCCUAAUGGCAGGUUUUCAGCCACAGUCUAAAUCCGGUGAGUCAGACUAUGAAAAAGGUGAUGUUAGCUUGUACACUUUACUACCUUUGUGACAAGGGGAGACGGGUGAAGACAGCUAAGGCCAGCUAGCAUUUGGAGUCGUCAUUUUUACGUUCUAGUUUGGACGAAGGUAUUUUCUAAAAUGGAGGUUGUGUGGACAGAUUUUUUUUUUUUAAAUAUCUGUAAAAGUGUAGACAGGGCCUAAAAUCCCACAUUAGGUCUUUGGAUUGUGGUGGUGCUACAAGUCUCAGAUGCUGCUCUGAUAGGUCAGGGCUGUCAGUUCUCCCCCAUAGAAACUGUCCACACAUAUUUGAGAUCUGGCGACUGAGAAAAAGAAAAACCUAUGUUAGGUAAUUAAGUACGACAUUUCCCAUGUGGUGACUACUUGUAGAUGGAGGUCAGAACACCCUACUUCAGCUUAGACAUGCUUUACAUGCGUCUUCAUUCAGAGUGUUUUCUCCCAUCUAGAUAUCACACACAUUUUGUAUUCCUCGUUCACUUAGGUGUUUCCAGUUUUGGCAGUUACUUGUAUCUACCAAUGACAACAGCUGUUUGAGUGGCGUAGAAUCAUGUAAUCUGUUUAUUUCAAGGUUUUAUUGAGAUUUAAGCUCAUUUCUAUACUGUUGCUGUAGUGUGGAUGUGGAAGUGUGUGUAUGCAUAGGUGCUAACUGUGAAACUUAAGCAACAAUCCUGAGCAUCUGAUCACUGUCGAAUCAAGAUUUUAUAGUUCAAUAGCACACAGACCCAAAAAAAAGAAAAAAAAAACAUUAAAAGGGGUUAUGAACAUUUAAUAUAUAUAAUCUAAGCCAUUAAAGCUAAAUCAGCUAUUCGAUUAUUAUGACAUGAAUAAUUUUAUAUUUCUUUGAGGCAAAAAAUAAACAGCAGUUACAAUGUACUUUUAAAGACAGGUGAACAUCGUCAUUUUAACCAAUCAGGUCUGAGAGGUUCUCCAGAGCAGAACGUCUCCACUCAUUCAUGUGAAUUGAGGACUGAUGUGAAUGACUUGGGGAUUUUAAUUACAAGGUGUCACUUUUUCUGUGGUUAUUUCUCCAUCUACAGUACAGGCAAUGGUUUGUUUCUGUUAAAUCAUACCCACACAAAAAUAAUAAAAUGGCUUUCAUCUGGAGUUCCCUCCAACAUGGUCCCAUCUCGUGAGCUCCGUGGCAUCUUCGACAUGAUAAAACUUUUGGGAGACCCCGCUCUGGACCAUUUCAAAUAUAAACCCAUGUAUUUUCAGUACCUUGCAAAUAUCAAAUUUGGAGCUUUGGUGAAAAGAGUAACCAUGGAAUAUCAAGUAUUGAAAUAAAACCUCCUGUUAUCAAAGAUUUUUUUUCUCAUUUGUGAUUUUAUUUGAUAAAAACUGAAUAAUGAACAUGUAAAAAAGAAAGAAAGCAUGUGUCCAAAUGUGAUACUUGCCUUUUAUUUCUUUUUUAAUAAUAAGAGCAAUAUAAAAACUGAAGAGUUUUCACAGUCAAAUGCAAACACAUCAGCCAGUGUUUAACAAGAAGCUGCUACAGUUACAUCUUCAAACAGCUGGUGGUGCAUGGGAGAUUAAGUGACACAGCCUGGACAUGCACUACUGCAGGUUUUAUAGUUCAUCCGACUGAAUAAAAGGUUCAUAACCAGCAUGCAUUAAGGCAUCUCAUGUUUAGAAACACAGUCAAAAGAUACUAUCAAGCUCAGUUGUGAAGACCUGACCAAAAUCAGGCUUAGCGAUGAUACAAAAUACAGACUGCACUGUGCAGACUGUGGUAUUCCAUCUUCAUUUAAAGUCAAUGGAAACUUGGGCCACAUUCAUACUAAUAUGUUUUAAUUCAAAACAAAAACAAUCUGCGUAUACAAGAGCGUUUUGGCACCAUUUAAGAAUUAAUCUCCAUCCACAGUACCACACCUUAAAACGCAUUUUCAUUUGGUUGGUUGCCUUGUUUGAGAAAAUACUACAGAGAUGGUGAAAAGUUAGACCAGAGAUUUUAUUGCUAAGACCGACUAGGUGGAAGCAAGUUGUUACAAAGCAAAUACGACGACAUAUCAGGGCGGUACCGGUCCUGAGCAUCAUCCAUUUCUGGACGAAGCCAUGGAAAUGGAAAAGAGUACCCACACAAGAAAGAUCAACUCACAAAUAGUAUGUAGACCUAGCUACAAGGUUUGACAUGACAAGCUGGUACCAAUAAGACCCAAUUCAAAGGCUUACAUGGGUGUCUGUGUCAUCGCUUCCAAAAUGUUUCUGCCCAUCCGGACUGAAAAACAGCACCGGCGUAUAGCAGGGUCAGCAGCGUUCUCAAAGGUCUCUGUUUUAGGGGUUCCAAAACACCAGAGUAGUGCGGACGCUAGGUGUUUACGCUGCAAUGGUUUUGCGUUUUAAAACUGAAACAUACUAGUGUGGAUGUAGCCUUAACCCAGUGAUUUACCGUAGUUUAAAAGUAUAAAAGACAAUACAAGCAAUAGAUUGAAUGGGUCUCGCUUCACUUUUGUAUGCAGAGCAAGAAACGAGGUCAACUUCUACUGAAGCUUUAAAUACAUUCUAUCAUACGAGUACAGCAUAUCAACUACUUUAGCCUCUUAACUUUUACACGAAUGUUAUGAACACACAGGGUGCUGAUUGGUUUACUGCACACCAACAGGUUGCAUCAGUCUCAGCGUAAUAAUUGUUGUUGCAACUCAUUUGCCUCGACACCCAGCACUUCAGGCAGAAACAAAAUGCUUUAACUGCUAAAUUAGCAGCAUUGUCAAGCUUAUCUAGUAGACACAUUCUUGUACGUUAUAGAAAGGUCAGAUUUUUUGAAGCAGGGUUGCAUGAGGUAUUUAUCUGUAGUCAGUUUAUUACCUAUAGUCGAUAGUGGUCGGCACGCCCCCAGUUUGGAGAAGCAGGCAGGAGUACCGCAGCAGAUGAUAAGCAAUGCACUGUUGUGGACGGGCAGCAGCAAAACGUUAUUUAGCCACCUAAAAUUUUCUUACAUCAGUUUAAGUUAGGGUUGGGUACCGUUCACAAAUGAAUGGAUACCAAAUUGGUUCCAGGACCUGGAAUUUGUUUUAAGUACUUUUUGACGGUACUUUUCUUUCUCUGGAACAACAAAAAUUUGUAUUUUGAUCAAGCUGAAGCGAUAGUUUGGCCCCCUGGGAAGCCGACGAAUCGGCAGUGAAGCUCCAUGGCUGGCUUCCCAGCUUCAGUGCGUUUCCACCUCCUUUCUGACGUUGAACCCGGCAGCUUUGCGGUGCGCAUAUGUCAGCCUCAGAGCUCCAUGGCUGGCCUCUGCCUUCUCACCCAUAUACACUCUCAAGUACCAGCAUUUGGCAUGGAUGGGUUUAGCGUGAAUCAGUACUUGGUGGUAAUUCGGUCUGUAUCCUUAAAAGUAUUGAGUUCGGUACCCAACCCUAGUUUAAGCGUACGCUAUGUUUAGAAUAUUUAUUCCUUAUUCCUUUCUGCAAGGAACUGAAGCUGUUAUCUACUCUCUCUUCAAAGCCACCAGACGCCUUUGACAAAAACAGUGAUUUUACCUUGCAGAACACAGGAGCUGCUGGUCUACUGCUGCCUCAGUUGGUUAGUUAGUUUGGUCUGGUUACGGUGUGACUUUGGUGUUUUCAAAAGGUUACUUCAGAUUCACCAAAGUCACGUGUUGGGUGAGGUAAACGUACUGUUUUUGUCAAAGGAGUCUGGGUUAUUUGAAGAGAGCAUGGAUGGAUAUAACAGCUUCAGUUCCCAGUCCUUGUUUUCCCAAACUGGUGGCGUGCCAUCUACCAUCUACUGUAGGCAAUACACUGACUAUGGGUAAGCCCCUCAUACAAACCCACUUCAAAAAAUCCAAAUCGUCCCUUUAAAGGCUGCAGCCUGCUCAUCAGCAAUAGACACGUUUUUGACAGUGUUUGAGUUUGUUGAAUCAGAGUCUUUAUUUAUAUACUUUUCCAUCUUCAGGUUCAAACAAGCUCUGAGCAGACCAGAUGUCGGCAUCUGGCCAUGUUGCUUCUUCAUUGGCAAGAUCAAAAGGUUAAAAGGUUUUGUGACAGAAAAAAAAACAAUCAACUUCUCACCUAAGACCAGCGUCACAUUAGUUUUGAGGUUUUGUUAUCGUUUGUCUCAUAAAUCAGUCAUAUCCUCUGAAAGACACUUCAAACAGACAAUCCACCUCUUCAAGAAAUCUUUUAAAUGUUGUUGGUGGACUGACAGUACAUGAUAUCAAACUGUGAUACAAUGCACUAUUUAAAAAUAAUACAGCUUACAUCAACGUUCCUUUCCAGUGGCUUAAAAACCAGGCAAACAGGGAGAGAAGCCCAAGAGUUUCAGUUGAAUUACAAUACAUAGAAAGAAAAA